AUGUCAUUGAAGAAUCGAGAAUUCGGAGCUCCCGAAUCAAUAGCCCCAACAAACAGUGCUGAUACAUCAAUCUCGAGCGAAGAAAAUGAAACAUCAUCUAAACAAUGCGGAAUUACCGUUGCCAUGAAAAAUGCACUUUUCAAUAAAGCAUCCGACCGUGACUUCAUCAUUCAAUUAGAAAACUCCAUGCUGAGUUUCAUUCAAUCUAACGAUGUAUCCUUCCAAUUGGCUCCUUUGAAUUCGUACUAUAGGCUGUUAGCUCACCAACUGGCAGAUUAUCACAAUCUGAAACAUUUUUUGACGAAAUCCAACGUAACUUCUCUGAUAAUUUUUAAAGAUGAAGCAUUCUCAUUUGAUUACAAUAAAGCUCUUCUACAAAAUUUGAAACCAACUCUCACGGAUCUAAAUUUGAUCAGCAACAAGGCACCAGAAUCACAAAAGGAUACACUCACUACAGGCAAUCCAAUUGAAACUGCACAUACCACAAAAUAUAAGCUUCUUAAAAGAACGGAAAAAAUAUCUGAAAAUGAUAAUUUACCUUCAAAUGAUAACCUACUUUCUUCAUCUUUGUCUACCUUGACUCUCCAAGACAGUAAUACUGUGGGAAAUAGUACACCCUUAAACAGUUCCGUACUCUCCUUGGAAGAACAACGGAUCGAAAGAGAAAGGCGUUAUGAACAGCGAAAACAUGAAAUAUUCGAUAAUUUAAAUAAUGACGACGAUGGAGAUGAUGAUGAUUAUGAAGGCACAAACUACAAUGGCGAUUCAAGCUUUGAGGACAACGAAUAUAAUAAAGCAAAUAACAACAAAGAAUCAGAUGCUGGUACUAGGGACGGCCCUCAUGCAGACAAUGAUAUAAGAUAUCCUUCAGAAAUAGAAUAUGCAAGUCGUGCUAUUAAGCAAGUUCAAGGCUCUACAACAUAUCGAAAACAUAGCAAUUCAAAAAAGCCGACGAGGUAUCAACAUUCAAAAAAUGAAAAUAGGAAGCAAAAGCGAAAACCACCAAUCAAUUACAAUACACCAUACUUUGUACCAAAUUAUGGUGCCCCAUUGAAUGGAUACUUAAUGAAUCCUUACAUGCUGCCAGGAGCAGGCGUACCAUCAAUACCGGAUAACCUUACGCCAGCUAUGCAACCUAGUCCCUCUUCGCAAAUGAUAGGCAAUAAUAGUUGUGGACUUAAUAAUAAGAUACACCCUCCUAUAGGCAAUAAAAUACCUUUUCCACCAACAGUACCAUACGGAACGUUUAUGUAUCCACAUAUACCUAACAGUACUUCAUACCUACCGUAUCACCACCCAUAUUAUACUACUUCGGGACAGGCACCCAUCCAGUCCUAUUCCACGCCGUAUCCCUAUCAAAUUCAACCUUCACCGUCUUAUCCAUACGUACAUUAUAACGGUCAAGUAAAUCCGCAAGCCACAUAUGGAAAUACAACAGACGAGGUAGCUAAUUCUCGAAAUACUGGUAUAAUAAAUAGUGAACUAAAUAGGAAGAAAAACUUGAUUACCGAAGAAAAUAGCGCAGCAAAAGAUAAGUCGAAAAAAUCAAAAGUUGAUAUUGAACUGGCCCCUGUUUAA
This is a messenger RNA of Naumovozyma dairenensis CBS 421, 1578 nucleotides long. It is a transcript of the gene RBS1, whose product is annotated as Rbs1p. Gene Ontology annotation, molecular function: nucleic acid binding. The coding region runs from base 1 to 1578 and encodes 525 amino acids. The transcript has a single exon. Gene Ontology annotation, biological process: galactose metabolic process. Lineage: Eukaryota; Fungi; Ascomycota; Saccharomycetes; Saccharomycetales; Saccharomycetaceae. The record is from RefSeq and is a predicted model, not a curated record.